AUGAAAAAAUCAUUUCCAUUAAGUUAUCGAACAAAAAAGAGGAGAAUUAAUAAAGAGUUAGAAGCGCAUUAUAAUUCUGUACAAGAUAAUUCUUUUUUUAUUGAUAACUCUCCUAGUAAUUUAUCACAAAUUACAGAAAAUAAUAUAGUUGAAACGAAUAAUAGCCCAAACAAUAAUGAUUUUGUAUCAGAUGAUAGCUUAACGGAUAAUAUCAAUAAGACUCAAAAUUAUAAUUUAAAUACUGAACAUUUUAAUGAUCUGUUAAACUUAAAUACUUCAACUGAUGGUGAUUUUAUAUAUUUUGAUACAGACAAAUCUUUUUGUUUUGAGUUAGCUGAUUGGUCAAUACAAAACAAAAUUGCACAUACUGCUUUAAAUAGUCUCCUAUUAAUUUUAAGAAAACAUAAAUGUUUUUCUACUUUGCCCAAAGAUGCUAGAACUAUUUUACACACAAAAUCAGUAGAGUUAUGUAAAAUGCGAAUUGUUGAUCCUGGUAAAUAUUACCAUUUUGGAAUCGAAAAUGGAAUUAAUAGAUACUUUUCUACUUUUAAUAAAACUGAUCAAUCUUCAAAAGAAAUAAAUCUUGUUAUUGGCAUCGAUGGAUUGCCUAUUUCUAAAAGCAAUUCCAAUCAAUUUUGGCCCAUUUUAGCUUAUGUGAGGUCAAAAUGUAAUGUUGUUUUUCCAGUUGGACUAUAUUUUGGUACUGAAAAGCCAAAUGAUAGCAAUGAAUUUUUAAAAGAUUUUGUAGACGAAGCAAAACAUUUAGUUGAAAAUGGUCUAGUGAUUAAUAAUAGUAUUUAUAAGAUAUUAUUAGAUGUUUUUUGUUGCGAUGCUCCCGCAAAGGCAUUCAUUUUGAAAAUAAAAGGUCAUAAUGGUUUUUCUUCUUGCGCAAGAUGUGAAAUUGAAGGAGAGUAUAAAGAGAAUCGGCUAUGUUUUCCUUAUUGUGAUAUUUCCAAGCGAGAAGCCAAACGAACGCAUAAUAAUUAUGUUCAUCAAACUGAUAUAAAUCACCAUUCACCAUAUACUACUAUUUCAAGGAUUGUAGAAAUAUCUGGUGUGGAUGUUGUAUCAUCUUUCUCCCUUGAUUACAUGCAUCUAGUAACUCUUGGUGUAAUGAAAAAACUUUUACUAUUGUGGAUCAAAGGACCAUUAAGUGUUCGUUUACCAUCUUCAAAAAUAAAACAUUUAACCAAAUUAUCUUUAAGUUUCAAAUCUGAAUUUCCAUGUGAAUUUUCUCGGAAACCUAGAUCUCUAGAUGAAGUGGCACGCUGGAAAGCUACUGAAUUCCGUUAA
Messenger RNA from Macrosiphum euphorbiae (potato aphid), 1293 nucleotides. Lineage: Eukaryota; Metazoa; Arthropoda; Insecta; Hemiptera; Aphididae. The record is from the annotation of a GenBank genome assembly.